This is a messenger RNA of Helianthus annuus (common sunflower), 1327 nucleotides long. Its product is annotated as transcription factor bHLH35. Gene Ontology annotation, molecular function: DNA-binding transcription factor activity; sequence-specific DNA binding; protein dimerization activity. NCBI's taxonomy places the organism in Eukaryota, Viridiplantae, Streptophyta, Magnoliopsida, Asterales, Asteraceae. Gene Ontology annotation, cellular component: nucleus. The coding region runs from base 137 to 724 and encodes 195 amino acids. Gene Ontology annotation, biological process: regulation of DNA-templated transcription. The record is from RefSeq and is a predicted model, not a curated record. The transcript is spliced from 5 exons.
UCCAAAAAAUCAGUUUAAGUUGGUAGGGUAUAGUAGAACAGUUACAACACCAUAACGUCCUAUAAAAGCCUGUAGAUAUAAACAUAUAUAUCACCAAACCCUCCCCCACUCCAUUCAUUGCUAUUCGAAUUCUUUCAUGGAAAACGUUGGAGAAAUCAACCAAAACUAUUGGGAAUCCAUCCAUCAACUCGAUGAUUACAGUUGGGGCGGGUUGGAAGAAACUUUUUCCGGCUACUACGAUUCAAGCUCGCCAGAAGGAACUCUGACGACUUCCAAAAACAUCGUCACCGAGAGGAACAGGAGGAAGAAGCUGAACGAUAGGCUCUUUGCACUUAGAGCAGUCGUACCCAAUAUUACUAAGAUGGACAAGGCAUCAAUAGUCAAAGAUGCGAUUGAUUAUAUUGAAGUGUUGAAUGAUCAAGAGAGAACGAUCCAAGCCGAGUUAACUAAACUCGAGUCUCGGAAAUUAGAGCUCCAGAAUUUGGAUUUGUCACCGAUGAAGAAACGAGUUGAUUUGAGUGGAUCAAGGAUUGAAAUACUGGAACUUAAUGUGUCAUAUGUGGGAAACAAAACAAUGUUGGUGAGCCUAAAAUGUAGCAAAAGAAGAGACACAAUUGUGAAGCUUUGUAAGGUGUUUGAAUAUUUGAAUCUCAAUAUUGUCACUGCCAACAUCAAUGCUUUUCCAGAAAGUCUUUUCAACACACUCUUUGUUCAGACGGGAUGAAGAUGGAGGACAGAGCUCGACGGGGGUGGGCGGCAUGGUGUUGGCUCUGGCGACGGACCGGGGCCCCACCUGGAGGAUCGUCCUGAACGUCGAAGAAUGGACGUUGAAGACGGGGACGGAGCUCAGGACGCCAGGGGCGGCAUGGUGUUUGCUGCGGCGCCGGACCUCAACGUCCCCCAUACCGUGUAGCCUAAUCAACUGAACCAAAAAUUAAUUUUUUUAACGGCGAAUUUGAGGAAACCUUAUUGUGAGAAUCAAACUCAGGACCUAAUGAUUGCUAAGCCUUAUUUUACCCCUAAUAUACCACUAGGCUAUAAUGUCAUGGGGGAACCAAAUAUUAAAUACUUGAUUAAUGAAAUUUUAAAUGAGUUAAUAAUAUAAAAAUGAUAUGUAUAAUAAAAGAAAAAGAAAGGUGGAAAUUGAGAAAAUUGCAAUUUCGUUCGGACAAAAAAGUCGUUCGAAAAGAAAAAUUCAUCCAAAAGUAUUUAAAGGCUCAUUUAAAAAAAAUAUUAACUUAAAAUCUAAUAAAAAUAAAUCUGUACUAUAUAAUAAAGUAAAUUUACAGGGGAUACGUGUCAUAUUACUAUACAUCCUCAAACCUGU